Morone saxatilis (striped sea-bass) is the source of this 3568-nucleotide messenger RNA. RefSeq lists its product as uncharacterized. The record is from RefSeq and is a predicted model, not a curated record. Lineage: Eukaryota; Metazoa; Chordata; Actinopteri; Moronidae. The coding region runs from base 96 to 2546 and encodes 816 amino acids. The transcript is spliced from 12 exons.
AGAGCAGAGAACAGGAGAUCAACAGCUGUGGACGUAUCAGAUCACCUGGUGGAAAGAGACAUUCAGCUCCGUACCUGGACAAGAAAACAGAAUCAAUGAGAAGAAUCAGGAGAAACAGCAAGACUCUCCUUCAGGAUCUCUUUUAUAGAGGAGUCCAUGGAGGAGACAGAGAUACUCCUAUUCCAGCUCAGCCUGGAAGAGAUGCUAAAAUGAUCCACUCCAUUGCCAGUCUGAUCAGAGCGAAGAGCAAACUCCUCCUCCUCGAGAAUCCUGACACUGUGGAGAUCUACAAGCUGGAUGAUUCAACAGCCCGUUCUAGCAAAACUGGUAAGGACGGUGUCUACCUCCCAGCCAUCACAACAAAGGUAUCAAGUCUAAACUCCAUCAAAGGGGCUCUCACUCAGUCCUGCCCUUACCUGUAUGACAAAAGAAGAGGAUCUUUCUCCUCAGUAUCCUCUCAGAGAACUGGAGCCCACCCUCAAAAACAGAGUAACCUAAGGGCACAAAAAGAGGCAAAGAAAUCCAACGUCACUGUGACCAUGAUCUACCUUGGACAAGGUCAUCGGGGCUCAGGGUUGGGGUCAACUCAGGAUGAACUGAAGGUCCUCCAGCAAGUCAAUGGAGGGGAGAAUAUCUGUGUCUUCAAAGGCCUGCUGACUCCAGGAGAGCAGUUCCAGUUUGCCUCUCAGAGACACAGAGGUUACCCCUUUAGUGUUACCUUGUACGUUAACGGCAUCAUGGUGGCCAGAAUCAGUUCCUGCUGUGAGUACCGCUAUGCUCCCGGCUUCCAGCAGGGCAGGAAGAGCUGCUUUAGGUUGUCUUGGCUGGCUGGUGGGAUACCCUGUUACAGAUGUACAAGUCUCCGAAACAAAUACAGCUCCUGCCAGCAGCUGAACAACGGCACAAAGGAGAACUUAAUUCUCCCUUUAGAGCAGAGCCCUGGCAAUGGUACAAAGCCUGGAAGCACCAUCGAGUCAUGUCCAUCAUCCCCUCUGUUUAUCCCAGCCAAACCAGAGAGGAAGUCAGUGAGGAGGACAAGAAAACACAUCAAGGAAGGCGGCGGAGGAUCUACAGACAGCGAGGACCCCACUGUAGCAGGGAUUAAAGAGACCUCCAAGAAGAAACGACGCAAGGGUCAAACUAAUCAGAGAGAGAGCAAAGGAAAGACAGCCAGAAAUAAGAGCGAAGAGGGACGAGACAGUAAGGGCUCGGAGGUCUCGCGGAGGUCAACAGUGACAGAAAAAUAUAAAGACCAAGCACCGUCUGCCAGACCAAAGAUGAAAGAAACCAGAAGUGUCACAGCGCUGCAGACUGAGCAGCCGCGAUCGAACAAGACAAGCAAAGUUCUCGAUUCAUUGCAGGAUGAGGAAGCUCUGACUAAGCAGAAUGGAGAGAAACAGAAGGACCUGGGAUCAAAUGAGAAAAACAGAGAUGGGGAAAGACUGAAGGACUUCUAUGAAGAAUGUGUGGAAAUAAGUGCUGCGUUGGAGCAUGGCCCAAACAAACACAACUGGUUCAAGGCAAACAUAUUGGAGAGGUGCCGGCUCCAGAAGAAACUCUCAUCGUGCCCGCCCCAAGCUCCAGGCUCAGAUGUGGAGCGUAGUGCAGAAAGUGACACCGUCCCACAGCCUGAUGAAGAGCCAGAGGAAGAGGAGGAUGCAGACAGCCAGAGUGCUGGCAAAGAAGAGCCGGUUAAAGAACAAGACCUGCAGGCACAGCUUGAUGCCAUGAUGACAGUGCUGAGCACAUCCGAUGAGGUGGAGCAGCUGGUUCUGCGGAACACGGAACUGACAGACGACCUUCUACUGAGCCUGGCGGGAUCCCUAAAGAGCAGCUUGUCCGAGGUCACACUGCUCAACCUCAACCUCAACCUCAUUGGCCCAUAUGGUGCUCACAUCCUGCUGGACAUUCUGAGAGUGAAGCCUCAGGUCAAAGGCUUACACUUGUUUGGAAACAAACUGCGUGACCAUGGAGUGCUGACCCUGUUGAAUGGAAUAGCUGAGCUGCAGGAGCAAACAGCGAGAGCUGCUGCUGCCAUCCAACAGGCAAUGCUUUUCCCAUCUGAGCAGAACAUGCUUCUGCAGGUGCCCACCGGAUGGAGCUCUUUCAGGGUUUUUGCGCUUUUAGAACUGGAUAUUGGGGGAAAUGGCUUAAGCAGCGACGGGAUAAAGGUGUUAGCAUCAUAUAUGAGGCACCACUCUUACCUUCAGUAUUUAGGGCUGGCGCAGACCAGCGGUGCCGACCUGGCGGCAUGGAAGGAACUCUUCGACAGCCUCAAAGGAAACAGCUCGCUGAGUCAGAUCAUCCUAGACGAGAACAACUUGGGGGACCCAGGGGUCAGGCUGCUGGCCGACAUGCUGAAAGAGAACAUGAGUCUGCAGCAGGUGGAUCUGGACAGAAACGGCAUCAGUGAUGUGGGAGGAAACGACAUCAUGGGGGCCUUGUUAUGCAGGACGCAGUUCCCGAUGAGGCAUCUGAGCCUUCAGGAGAACAUCAUUAGUGCAGGGCUAAUGAGUAGAAUACAGGAGCAGGUUAAAUGUAAAUGAAUCCUGCAGGACUGAGAGAACCCAAUUCCAAACCAUGAGAACCUACAUAGCAUACACAGCACUGACUUGAGAACUGCUAAGAUUUUUUGUUUACAUUUUGAGGUUUUGAGAGGAAAAAACCUGACUCAUUUGGCUUGGUCGACCUUCAAACACACACACAAAGAUCUCUUCCUUCCUAUAACUGGGUGGCCCUGCUAACAAAUGCUGCAUCUGAGUUUAGCUCAGGCAGGUAGUGUAGGAGGCAUGUUUGCUUUAGGGCUGCGCUGUGGUCUUGAUGCGUUUUCAAAGAGAUCUCAAUAAACAGAACUUUUCUUCUUUGUGGUGAGGUUACAUCUUCACCUUGAGUUUUUUUUUCUUCUUCUUCCCACUAGCAUUACCCCUCAUGACUGUGUACCUCCUACUUUGCUAAAACUGACUCCAGCACAAGGCUCACUGAUCCCUCUGUCAUUUUAUUGAAUAAUUUGCUGCCUCCUGACGAAAACCACAGUGAUUCAUUCCACCCACGGUAUUUACAGGUCAUGUACCUUCAGAACAUUUCAGUGGCCAAUCUCCUUUCUCCACUUCCACAAAUCAAAAGAGAGUUAUGGACAGCUAAUCUAUGCCACGUCAACUACCCUCAUUUUGUCAUUCUUGUCUCUUCAUGUGCUAGACAGAGCUGCUAUUCAGAAUGUAAGUAUGAUGGGGGGGAAGAAAAACUAGGGCAAAUUCAUCUGCAUUUUGAGGCCGUCAACUCAUUGUUCUAUCAACACUGACGUUCUGAGAAUAACUGAACCUAUGAUCAAAGCUUGUCAAAGUGGUAAUUAUCUCCUCCUCUCAGGGCUGCCAGUAGUGAUUCUGCUGAAACCAAUCCCUCCAUAUUUCAUCUGCAGUCUUUGCGAAUUCCUUUCUGCGGAACCCCGAUAAAGACGCUCUCCGAAGCCCCAGAGGAUGACAGAUAAAUUAGACUGGCGCACCUGAAGAUUACAUCUGCAAAAGUCAUCCUGCUCUGCUGUAUCGGACUGAAAAUGCCUUUAUUUGUUGUG